Molecule: messenger RNA, 1553 nt
Organism: Ilex paraguariensis (yerba mate)
Lineage: Eukaryota; Viridiplantae; Streptophyta; Magnoliopsida; Aquifoliales; Aquifoliaceae
Source: the annotation of a GenBank genome assembly
UAUCUCUCUCUCUUUUCUGUUCUCUGCCUGUUGGUCCCCUCUGCCGGCAAACGUUGCACAUAACUCACUUGGGUCAUUCAUUAUUAAAUCUAUUAUUCGAGCAGAAAACAAACACCAAUAUACCCAACUCUUUAAUCUGGUCAUUCUCUGAGAUGGCUGAUUCUCUAGACGACGGAGAGUUCUGGCUUCCCUCUGAAUUUCUCACAGAUGAUUACAACCUCAUGGACAAAGAAAACAUCAACAAAAAUGGCCUCAACAUCGGUCUUAGCUCCAAUCGCUGCUUCCCCGCUGAGUUUCCCUGUGAUUUUGGAUAUUUAGGCUUGUUUGGUUCGUCCCCUGUUUUCAGCUCGCCUGUUGAUUCCGCGGUUGGCUCAUACGAAACAGAGAGCGACGAGGAAGACUUACUCACUGUACUGACUCGCCAGUUAACUCGCUCAACUCUCCGGGAAACCCAUAAAGUUGCUUCCGGAACUGAGAAUCUGGAGAAGAGCUGGGUCUUGUCCGGCUCGCCACAAUCAACACUAAGUGGAUUCGAAAGUUGGUUUGGCAAUGGAAGCCCCAAUGGACCUUCUCAGAUGUCUUCUCCUCCAACCACGCCAUUGGGUGCGAAUGACGGUUGGGAUCUCAUAUACCGGGCCGCAGGGCAAGUUGCAAGGCCGAAGAUGAAUUCUGAUGGGUCCACCAAAGGCAGAGGCCUCUUGAGCCCACCAAGGACUCGCACUCCGGUUAACUAUUUAGCGCCGGCGAAACCACCCAACAAUGGGUUCUAUAAUAGCCAGUGUCUCUCGCCCACGCUGUCGCAGACCAACCAUCAAGUGAACCAUGACCAGAUGAUGAAGCAACAGGGCUGUGCUGUUUGGAGUAGGCAGGUGAAGGAAGAUUGGUACUCUGGAAACCGAAUCUCUCAAGACAGAGGCCCAAGGGUUGGUAUUGGGGGUGGGUUUGUGGAGUGUGGGAAGCCACUGGGUUUAGCUCAAUCUGCGUGGCCUCCUUUGCUAGCUCAACACCAAAAUCAGCAACUACUGAACAGUGGGAAGGGUAUGAGAUCGGUUUCUCUGGGUGGGUCUUGUGGUGGUGUUCAAAAAAGGUGCACCGGCACUGGUGUGUUUCUUCCUCGCAGAUAUGGAGAUCCCUCUGAGACUCACAAGAAGCCAGGUUGUUCAAGUGCUCUCCUUCCAGCUAGGUAUGGUCAAGCUUUGAACAAGAACUUGGAGGAUCUGACUGUCCUUGCCCAACCUCGAGCUCAGCCCCGCUUCAAUGAUACUUUCAUCCCAGAAUAUGAUUUCCUAAUGGCUGCUCGGAGGACUGCAUUUGUGGCACAACAGAGGCGGGGUAUGUGGCCUGGAGUACUAACGAAUCAUGAAAUACGCCUCCCUCAGGAAUGGACUUAUUGAAAGGGUUCUUAUCAGUAUGAAAUGCUUCUCCUAGUUUAUUGUUUUGUUGGAGAUAGCAAAUCAAGAUAGAAGUUAUGGUAAUGCUAUUUUAGGCAAAGAAAUGUCGAAUGAAAAAAUUAUAAGGAGUCUAGUUUAAGAAGAAAAAUAAGAGAUCCAAGU